AUGGGCUGCAAACGCACAGACUGCCUUUCAAGGCCUCUAUCAGGCCUCUUUGAAAAAUUUGGAUCACUUGUUGGCUCUUAUCCUUUGUACUUUUUUGUAAUUCCUCUCAUGCUGACGGCAGCACUCGGGGGAGGCUUCAGUUUUCUCAAAGACAGGGAGGACAAUGAUCUUGAGCGGCAGUACACACCAAGGAAAGGACCCUCAAAGGUUACAAGAGCUUUUGCGAAGGAAAACUUCCCCUUCAAUGAUUCAAUGUUUUCAGAAGACAGGUUGUAUGACCAGGGCAACUUUGCAUCCUUCAUAGCUCUAGCAACUAAUGAAGCAAAUAUACUAGACAAUGGAACCUUUGAGGACGUUGCCAGACUCAACAGUGAGAUCCUGGACAUCACUGUGCUCAAUGGGACAGUGGGAUUCAAAGAGUUGUGUGCGAAAGCAAACGGCGAAUGUGUCUCAAACAGUUUUCUAGAACAUUUUCACACCAAAGGUCCAACCGGCAUCGGUUACCCUUUCCAUUCAUCCUCCUCGGGUCCAGUGUUUCUUGGCUCUGUGUUGGGUGGAGUUGUGACGGAUGUAAAGGGUUUAGUCAUAAGCGCUCAGGCCGUAAAACUCGUCUACUACUUAGAAGAUAAGGAGAGCACAGCUGAUGCCACGAAAUUAUGGCUGAGGGGAUUUAAAAACCUCUUAUCAGAUUGGAAGGGCGGCAAACACGUUGAGGUGUCUUACUACACCUCCAAAUCCAAGCAGGAGGAGAUUGACAGUCACACCACAGAUGGCGUCCCUUUAUUCCUCAUCACUUAUGCCUUUGCUAUCACCUUCUCCGUGAUAUCCUGCCUGAGAUUGGACAAUGUGAGGAACAAGGUGUGGGUGGCUGUCUUUGGCGUCUUCUCCUCUGGUCUGGCGAUUAUGUCCUCUUUUGGCUUGCUGCUUUACAUUGGAGUGCCGUUUGUUAUUACAGUUGCAAAUUCUCCUUUCCUGAUCCUUGGAAUUGGACUCAACAACAUGUUCAUACUGGUGUCUGACUGGCAGCACACCAAAGUGAAAGACUCAGUGCCUCAUCGGAUGGCUCACUCUUACAAAGAAGCCGUCAUGUCCAUCACCAUCACCGCCUUGACUGACCUGGUCAAGUUCUCCAUUGGCGUCACGUCCGACUUCCCGGCGGUGCAGUCGUUCUGCGUGUACACCAGCGUCUCCAUCGUGUUCUGCUACUUCUACACGAUCACCUUCUUCGGCUCCUUCAUGGCUCUGAACGGGAGGCGAGAAGCCGACAACCGGCACUGGCUGACCUGCAGGAGAAUACCCACAGACAAACUCGAUCAUCACUCUAAUACAUACAACAUCUGCUGUGUGGGAGGCGGCUAUGAUCACAACACUGGAGCAGAGAAAAAACAGCCAGCCAGUAAUUUCUUUAAGGAUUACUAUGGCCCGUUUUUGAUCAAACCCUGGGUCAAGGGAGCUGUAAUCUUUCUCUUUGUAGUAUAUUUAUCUGCUAGUAUUUAUGGCUGUUUCCAUGUACAACAGGGGAUUGAGCUCUAUGAUCUGGCAGCCGAUAACUCCCACGUUACGACAUUUAACAGGAAGGAUAGGGAGUAUUUUUCUGCUUAUGGUCCAACUGUGAUGGUUAUUGUGAGUGAGGAAUUCCCGUAUUGGGAUGAAGCCAAGACGCAGCAACUUCAGGGGUGCAUAGAAGACUUUAAAGAGCUCCAGUUUGUAGAUAAAGAGAUCUUUAAAUCCUGGCUUGGCUCGUAUUACCAAUAUGGAGAUGAGUCACAUUUAAAUCUAAAUGAAAGAGAUGUUUUUCUCAAAAGUCUAUCCAAAUUCUUUGAUUCAUACCCGUUCUUCAAGCAGGAUGUGAACCUCACUGGAGAUGCCAUCUAUGCAUCUCGCUUCUUCAUUCAGACUGUUAAUAUUUCUGAUGGCAGCAAGGAAAUUCAAAUGCUUCAUGGUCUAACAGCCACUGCAGAAAAAUGCGACGCAGCAUCUUUAUUAGUCUAUAAUCAGAAAUUCAUCUUCUACGAUCAGUAUGAUGUAGUAGUCUACAGCACUAUUAAAAACGUGGCAGUGAUCACAGCUGUGAUGCUGGUGGUCUCUCUCCUGCUGAUACCAAACCCCAUAUGCUCAUUGUGGGUGGCUGUUUCCAUUGGCUCAGUGACAGCGGGGGUCACUGGUUUCAUGUGGCUGUGGGACGUCAGGCUAGAUUCUAUAUCCAUGAUCAUAUUCACCGUCUGCAUUGGCUUCACUGUCGAUUUCUCCGCUCAUGUGUCCUAUGCUUUUGUUUCUAGUAAGAAAUCCACUAACGAUGAAAAAGCUGUGGAGGCCAUCUCUAAUCUGGGUUACCCCAUACUUCAAGGGGCUGUCUCUACAGUUUUAGGGGUGUCUGUGUUGGCGACGUCUGAAUUCAACACAUUCAGGACAUUCUUUAAAAUCUUCUUUUUGGUCAUGUUUCUCGGGAUGCUGCACGGCCUCAUUUUCAUUCCAGUGAUUCUCACGCUAUUUACAAGACGACCACAUAAAAAGGAAAAGAAAGAACUAAUUUACACAAUCAGUAAACAUUGACCUCUGGUAUGAUUUAGGUCAUUUUAGAGAGCUAGUGAAGUUUAGUCUGUAAAUUCACGUAUUCCAAAACAAAACCAAUCUCUCUGAUCUGAAACAGGUUUUUGCAAAACUAUUUAUUUGAAAGCGUGUUUAAGUUAUGGAGUACUUUUGUAAGAUGUUACUUUUGAUAUUCAUUUAUUCCUCUGUUUCCUAAUCUAUGAGUUUAAUAUGAA
Notolabrus celidotus (New Zealand spotty) is the source of this 2765-nucleotide messenger RNA. RefSeq names its product patched domain-containing protein 3-like. Gene Ontology annotation, cellular component: membrane. The transcript has 4 exons. NCBI's taxonomy places the organism in Eukaryota, Metazoa, Chordata, Actinopteri, Labriformes, Labridae. Bases 1 to 2553 code for a protein of 850 amino acids. The record is from RefSeq and is a predicted model, not a curated record.